CGAUCACACGCACCUGUACGAGAAAGAAAAUGGCCUCUACCACUACCAGCUGCGGCAAAGAGGAGAGGCUGCGCGUCCUGCUCAUCCCCUUCUUCGCCAGCAGCCACAUCGAACCCUUCACUCACCUCGCCAUCAGCCUCGCAGCCUCCAGGCCCGACGGCGCCGUGGAAGCAACCGUGGCCGUCACGCCGGCGAACGUCCCAGUCGCCCAGUCCUUGCUGGAGCGUCGUGGACAGCACGGGCGUGUCAGGAUCGCGACGUACCCGUUCCCGGCCGUGGAUGGCCUCCCGAGGGGAAUUGAGAACCUCGGCAAGGUCGCGGCGGCAGACGCGUGGCGCAUCGACGUCGCUGCCAUGAGCGACACCCUGAUGCGCCCCGCCCAAGAGGCGCUCGUUAGGGCGCAGGCCCCGGACGCCGUCGUCACCGACGUGCACUUCGCCUGGAACGUCGCCAUCGCGGACGAGCUCCGCGUGCCAUGCGUCGCGUUCAGCGCCAUCGGCGCCUUUUCCACGCUCGCCAUGCGACGCCUCAUGGACGACGACGAUGCCGUCGUGGGCAAAGACGUCCUCACGGUACCUCGUUUUCCAGCCCCGGAUAUACUGGUACCCAGGAUCGAGCUGCCGGACUUUCUGAGGAGCUCCUCUAGGAGCAGCGAGUUCACUGUUGUGUCGAUUCCAGACUGCUUCGGCCUCGCCAUGAACACGGCGCCACACCUAGAGCAGCAGUAUUGCGAGAUGUACGUAAGCGAAGGCCAAGCGAAGCGCGCCUACUUUCUUGGGCCGCUGUCGCUGGCGUCGUCACCAGCACCGGCCGCCGAGGUUCACGCCGGCGGCGUCCACUCGCCGUGCAUCGGCUGGCUCGACUCGAAGCCAGACCGCUCGGUGGUGUACCUGUGCUUCGGAAGCCUGGCCCACGUCUCGCACGACCAGCUGGACGAGCUCGCUCUCGGGCUGGAGGCCUCGGGGAAGCCUUUCCUGUGGGUGGUGAGGGCGGCGGAAAAGUGGGCUCCGCCGGAGCGGUGGAUGGGACGUGUCGACGGCAGGGGCUUGCUCGUCACGACCUGGGCUCCACAGACGGCGAUUCUGGAGCACCCGGCUGUGGGCGCGUUCGUGACGCAUUGCGGGUGGAACUCGGUGCUGGAGACGGUGACGGCCGGCGUGCCGGUGCUGACGUGGCCGAUGGUUUUCGAGCAGUUCAUCACCGAAAGGCUGCUCACAGAGGUCCUCAGGGUCGGAGAACGGCUGUGGCCGCAUGGCGCCGGACGACGGAGUACCAGGUACCAAGAACACGAGGUAGUCCCGGCCGAGCACGUGGCGCGGGCGCUGACGGCGUUCAUGUGCCCCGGAGGAGCAGGGGACGAGGCGAGGGACAGGGUGACGGAACUCGCCGCCAAGUCUCGAGCGGCCGUGGCGGAAGGAGGCUCCUCGCACGGUGAUCUGCGACGCCUCGUCGAUGAUCUCAUGGCAGCUAAGCUUGCAACAGGAACGAGCUAGCUAGCUGCUGGAAGGAUCGACGAUGAUUUCGGUUGCCGAUCAUGGCCUCCUCGCUGGAUCCAUGUGACAGUGUUUGACCUAGCCCGUUCUUUCCUUCUAUCCUUGUACUUUUUUUUUUCCAUGAAACAUGUCUUAACUUUAUCUGAAAUUUAGUAGCUGAAUAUAUUUAAAUUUAGAUAAAGUUAAGAUAAUUUUGGGAGUGUCUAAUUAUCAGCUAGCUGAUUUUUGAUUUCGCCUUAAGUCAGAUUUUGAUUCUGACUCA
Lolium perenne is the source of this 1755-nucleotide messenger RNA. RefSeq names its product UDP-glucose flavonoid 3-O-glucosyltransferase 7. NCBI's taxonomy places the organism in Eukaryota, Viridiplantae, Streptophyta, Magnoliopsida, Poales, Poaceae. The record is from RefSeq and is a predicted model, not a curated record. Gene Ontology annotation, molecular function: UDP-glucosyltransferase activity.